Hyla sarda is the source of this 1580-nucleotide messenger RNA. Its product is annotated as NAD-dependent protein deacetylase sirtuin-3-like. The record is from RefSeq and is a predicted model, not a curated record. NCBI's taxonomy places the organism in Eukaryota, Metazoa, Chordata, Amphibia, Anura, Hylidae. Bases 153 to 1268 code for a protein of 371 amino acids. Gene Ontology annotation, molecular function: NAD+ binding. The transcript is spliced from 8 exons.
CAGGAGGAUUGGCUGGUAAAUGCUGGAAGCUCUUCGGGUGAUCGACGGAAAUACUAGAAAUAGCGAAACGAUCGCUGAUUCCUGGGAACCCAACAUUCCUGCCAUAGAGAGCGCAUUACUGAUACCGCUGAAUUCUUGGAAAGCUAGAAACUAUGAACAGUGUUACCUCCACUCUCACACCUUCAAAAAUGGCCCCGGAUUGUCUUGAAAAAUCGAGAAAGAAAUCUUGGAAGCAGACUUCUGCUUCUUCAACUAGCACAUCUGAUCUUAAAACCAAAGGACAAAAAUGUGGAACCUCAAAAGCUACAUCAAAGCCGGGACAAGCCCCAGGGGAUCUCCUAGCAAAGGACAUUAAUAAACUCUCUAUGGCCGAGAAGCAAAAUCCUAAAAGAAUUCAUCAGCUGGGCAAAAAAAUUCCCCAACCCCGAAGUCAAUCGUUACCCCUAAAAUGUUCUGGACUGGCAGAUAUUGCUGAUCUGAUUUUGAAGAAUUUUUGCAGGAAGAUCAUUGUGAUGGUUGGAGCUGGUAUAAGUACAGCAAGUGGCAUACCUGACUUCAGGACACCAGGCUCCGGCCUAUACGAUAACCUGAAGAAGUACCAUGUUCCAUACCCAGAGGCCAUCUUUGACAUUGACUAUUUUACCUACAACCCUCAGCCCUUCUUUGUCCUUGCCAAGGACUUAUACCCAGGAAAAUACAAGCCAAAUAUCGUCCACUAUUUUCUACGACUGCUGCAUGAAAAGGGCGUAUUGCUUAGAUGUUACACGCAGAAUAUCGAUGGACUGGAAAGAAUGGCCGGGAUCCCUCCCGAAAAGCUUGUUGAAGCCCAUGGAACGUUCUCCACCGCUUCGUGUCAUCUGUGUUACACACCUUUCCCUGCAAAAGAGGCGCAGGAUUGCAUUAUGAAUGGCGACUCUCCUCGCUGUAAUGUCUGCUACGGGGUGGUUAAGCCGGAUAUAGUUUUUUUUGGCGAAGACCUUCCAAAAAGUUUUCACAACUUUUCUAAGGAUUUUCCCAAGGCGGAUCUGCUGAUUGUGAUGGGGACCUCAUUAGAGAUUGAACCCUUUGCCAACAUGGUUAACGCUGUGCGUCUGAAUGUUCCGCGACUUCUGAUGAACCGGGAUCUUGUGGGUCCAUUUAAGAAGAAGCCGCUGAAGAGCACGGAUGUAGCGGAGUUGGGGGAGCUCUGUGACGUCACCAGAACGUUUGUCAGCGCCCUGAACUGGCAGACGGACCUGGAGGAACUCAUGAGAUCUCAAAAGUUCUAGACGGUGUGGAUCUUCUCCAAAGCCUCAUACUACUUAGAGCUGCUAUACAAGAAGUCCUUCAAGUACCUUGUGCUACUGAUACCUUAAUGCCCUAUAUACAGAGUUUACUAUAUUAAUUCUAAUUUAUUGUACCUUAUUAUAAAAUGAUGGAAACUCCAGUGAUCUGAAACUUUUUAACAAAGAAGAAUUUUAUCGAAAAUUUACAUCUGCAAAUUGAAUUAAAGACUUUCUACGGAAAGAGUGCCACCUAUGGGUCGGGUCAGAUAUUGCAGCUCGGCCUCGUUUAUUUAAAGAAGGAUAAAAUACAAUGCA